AUGAUAGAAGAUGAAUGGAAGACCACCAACCAAGCUCGAUUUGAGCAUCGCCGUGACCUGUUCCCGGUGGUGCAACGGGUUAUCAACUUUAGUCUCAGCCUGCCGCUGUACUAUGGUGAUAGGAAAGAUGCCUUCACAUUCAGCACGCAUCUUGACGGCAUUAUCAAGAGCCUCUUCGUCAAGCCCAUCCCCGUCUAG
Molecule: messenger RNA, 198 nt
Organism: Triticum turgidum subsp. durum (durum wheat)
Lineage: Eukaryota; Viridiplantae; Streptophyta; Magnoliopsida; Poales; Poaceae
Source: the annotation of a GenBank genome assembly